Messenger RNA from Penicillium pulvis, 3288 nucleotides. Its product is annotated as putative C6 transcription factor. Gene Ontology annotation, biological process: regulation of DNA-templated transcription; DNA-templated transcription. Lineage: Eukaryota; Fungi; Ascomycota; Eurotiomycetes; Eurotiales; Aspergillaceae. The record is from RefSeq and is a predicted model, not a curated record. The transcript has 9 exons. Gene Ontology annotation, molecular function: DNA-binding transcription factor activity, RNA polymerase II-specific; DNA binding; zinc ion binding. Bases 1 to 3288 code for a protein of 1095 amino acids.
AUGGACACUAGUCCACGAAAUUUCGAGCCGCUGUCGGGUGUGCCCAACUCCGAGCGCCGCUCAUCAUCCGCGCGGGGACCGUUGGCCGGGGGCAAGCAGAUAACCCGAAAUCGGGCGAGCUACAGCUGCCACACUUGUCGCCGGCGAAAGGUGAAAUGCGACAAGGUUCACCCAAUUUGCGGAAACUGUGCCAAGACCGGAGCCGAAUGCCUUUACGAUGCGUCGUCGCAAAAGCGCGAACAGGGCCGCGACGGGCCCCAGCAAGACGGACAUGGAGUAAAACGAAGGAGGCAGACACCGCGCACCUGGGAGGAAGAUGUGGAUGAGCUACAAACCAUUUAUGGGCAAAUGCGGCAGACUGAGACAUCUGCCGGUCAGAAACCCAACCCCCGCGCGAUCGAGCACCGACUAGACAAGUUGAUGUCAAUGAUCGACCGAUUGGGCGGCAGCGCUCAAGCUCUUGAAGAGGCGGGAAAAAAUGCCGCGGCCCCAAGCGCCGCGGUGGAAUCAGCUCUUCUGGAGGAAUUGCGCCAGACCCAUGCUCGAAAUGGAAGAGCGGUAUCUUCACGGCCCUCGAGUCCACGUCGCGCUGCUACAGAGUCAAGCGGUGAUGAAUUUCCCAUUCCUUCAGGCCAGGCCACUGAUCUGGUUGAUCCGGUGGGAAGUCUGAAUUUAGGACACUUGAGCCUGGAUGAUGGCGGAAGGUCGAGAUACGUUGGGACGACAUACUGGGCUUACAUCUCUCAUGAGAUCAAUGAUCUUAAUCAGUUACUAAGAGAUCAGAAUCGAUCGCAUGAUUUAUCGCCCCCAGAAACCACUAACGAAGAUGAUCCUGAUUUUAUCGCCAAUGGCCGAGCGUGGAAAGGGUUAGUCGACAGCCCUUCAACUGCACCUGGGUCUCGAGAAUCCUUUCAACCAUCCAUCAUAUUUCCCUCUGGCGAAUCUCCAUCCGGAACUGAGAGACUUGUGGAACCGGAAAUGCUCAAACAUGUUCCAACAAGACGACAAAGCCAAAUACUUUAUAAGGGUUUCAUGUCUGGCGUUCAUGCAAUCAGUCCAGUCGUUCACCCUCCCACUAUCUUGAAGCUCUAUAAUGCCUUUUGGAAUUGGUAUGACUACAGUAGCUAUUCCGGGGAAACCUGCCCAUGCCCUUCAUUCAUCCCGCUUCUCUAUGCCAUCUGGUAUGGCGGUUCCGUGACUAUUUCCAUUCGAACGAUCAAAGCCGAGUUCAAUGCGUCGUCUCGUUUCUCUCUGUCCUCCAUAUACAAUGAAGAAGUGACUCACUGGCUGGCAAAAAUAUCUUUUCCUCGAAGUCCCUCUCUGCAAGGGCUCUCGGCCUAUCUCAUCGUUCAGACUAUUCUGUCCAAAGAGGAAGAGCCUCUCACAAGUAGUCUGUUCGUCAGUCUCGCAAUGCGAGUGGCACAGACUAUGGGCCUCCAUCGAGAUCCAGCAAAAUUUGGGAUUGAACCAUGUGAAGCAGAGUAUAGGCGCCGGCUUUGGUGGCAUAUCAUGCAUAUGGAUGGCGUGGUGGCAAUGUCGAGCGGACUUCCUCCUCUGGUCAGUGACGAAAAUUAUUGGGAUGUACGCGAAACCAGCGAAGUCAAAGACACGUUGCUGGGCUCUCCGGCGGCCGAAAGAUAUGAGCAGAUGGUAGCAGCCAACCAACAGGUUCGUGAAAACCCAGACGAGCCUUCUGUAUGCGGUGGCCCAUCAAUGGUGAACGUGUUCUACCUAACUGCUAGGGGCAAAUACACAAUGGCUCGCGCUGUCCGCCGAAUAUUGCGGAUUCAGUUGGGCACCAAACCAGUUACUCGACGAGAUAUGGAAGAGCUGCGAGCGAUUCUUCUCGAUCUUCAAUUGAAGUUGAACUCAAUUGUUAACCGAAUCCCCGAGAACAAAUCAGAAGAAACCUCAGGCGCAACGACUCGAGCCCUGUCCAUGUCUAAGUCGCCCGUAGAGGUGCAGUCGACCGAAACAGAGCUUCCGGGCGAAGGGCCUAAUGGUUGUACCGAGCAAUAUCACUCCCCAGUUUUGGUUUCCUUCCAUAAAUGGGCCAGAAUUCUUCUAUCUUUAUAUAUCGACAAGGCGUUCUGUGUUGCAUAUCAACCUUUCUUGAAGAAUGCUCGCAGUCGAAUUUGGCCAGCCGCCAGACAGAGUGCACUUCGUCACUGCCAUGGGUUUAUGGAGAAGUUUAUCCAAUUGGCAACAGAUCCUGAUUUUCAGCCUUUUCAUUGGAGCUGGCCAGGUAACCACCAACCUAUGCACGCAACGAUGAUCAUGCUCAUCGAUCUGUACGAACGGCCAUAUAGCCCCGAGGCCUCGAAAUCACGCGCAUUCAUCGACCGAAUUUUGGCACUUUCUGGACCAGAUGGAGGCGUUGUUGGCGGUGAAGAUGGCAUCUCCACGCAACGGCCACUUAAAGAUGGUGGCCGCGAAGCAUGGGACAUGAUCCGUCGUCUUCGUCAAAAGGCCUGGCAAAAGGCCGGUCUAAACCCUAAGAUGCUCUGGACCGAACAGGACCAGAUUCAAGCAGGAAUCGCCUCACCAGCAGGAGAGACAAACAGCCUGCGUAGCUCAUACCAUUCAGGGACUUCACCAGCACCCGGGUCUCCCGCAGUCUCAUCAACACGUCAACCUGCUGGAUCGGGUCGUCAACUCAACGAAUUUAACCGAAUGUUUUACAACAUGACACGAUCUCAGAUUCUUCCUACCCCUGCCAUUACUUCGGGCACAGUCAGGCCUAGUCCUCUGAGAUACUCCGCCCAUCCUCCGAGACAACCGUCUCGUUCACUCUCCACACCUCAAUACAACUCCAAUCCAGCCGCCGUUACGAUGACUUCUCCAGCCACUUUGGCAACAACUCCUGUUAUAUCAUCCUCCCCCGGUGCAGCAUCCUCUCUAGGAACACCCUCACCUGCCAACUCUUCCACCACCUCUCAAAUCCAAGUACCCCAGUCUCUUCAACCGCUUCCCAACAUGCCCUUUAUGGACCCCGUGUCACCAAAUCCACCUGCAAUGGGAGUCCCCACACCGCCGUCCAUGGUGGACCCGAACCUUAAUUUCGAUUGGGACCAAUGGGAUGCAGUCUUUGGACAGCAUUUGCCCGUGGCAGAUGAGCUUAUGGAACUGGAUCCUGUGUCUGGACUGGAAUUUGCGAAUUUUGGAGUCCCUCCUGACAACGAUGGUGUUGAUGUCAAUGGGAUGUCUACGGAAGACUUUCCAGCAGCCUGGGCGGACAAUCCCUCCGUGAAUAGCGUUUCCGCCAGUGACUGGACGGGAUAUUGUUAA